Molecule: messenger RNA, 2655 nt
Organism: Rotaria socialis
Lineage: Eukaryota; Metazoa; Rotifera; Eurotatoria; Philodinida; Philodinidae
Source: the annotation of a GenBank genome assembly
AUGAAUCUAUCGGAUUUACAUUUAGCAUGUUAUAAUGGUGAUUUGGAAAAAGUUAAACUGCAUUUAAAUAACGAUAAUAUAAAUGAAAUUAAAAUUAUUUAUGAAGAAGAAGAAGAACAAAAUGACCAAUGGAUAUUUAUUAAAACAAAAACAUUGACACCAAUUAUUUGUGCUAUUGAAAAUAAUCAUUUAUCUAUUGUCAAAUAUCUUUUUGAACAAGGUGCAAGUAUUUAUUUACUUGACCCUUUGAAGUUAGCAUGUCAAUAUAAAUAUUUACCAAUAAUUGAUUAUUUAUUAAAUAUUUUAAUAAUAAAAUAUUCAUCAAUUUUACCGAAAAGCUCGAGUCCAUCAUGUCCAUUAUCACUUUGGUAUGACAAACCAGCUUCACAAUGGCUUGAAGCAUUACCGAUUGGAAAUGGCUAUAUGGGUGGCAUGAUCUAUGGUGGAUAUCCUCGUGAAACAAUUCAAUUAAAUAGUGAUACUUUAUGGGCAGGUUGUCCACAUGAUUAUUCAAAUCCAGAUGCUUUCAAUUAUCUUGAACAAAUUCGACAAUUAAUUGAAAAUAACCAAUGGAAUCAAGCUCAAACUAUUUUAACAGAAAAUUUUUUUGGGAAACCUAUUCAUCAAGCACCUUAUCAAACUGUUGGAAAUUUAUUUAUUGAUUUUUUUGGAGAUUUAUCGUCGCAAUCCAUUGAUCAAUAUCGAAGAGAAUUAAAUUUAGAAAAAGGAAUAACAACCAUAAAUUACUCAAUUGAUAAUAAAAUUAAUCAUCAACGAACUUGUUUUGCAUCGUAUCCCGAUAAUUCUAUUAUUUAUAAAAUAGAAUCAUCACCAUUAAAUUCUCUCAAUAGUGUUAUAUCAUUUUCGAGUCCUCAAAAAAUUCAAAUAUCAAUAGACACAACAACGAAUACAUUAAUAGUCGAUGGUAUUGCUGGUGAUCAUGAAACAAUGCCGGGAUCUAUUCGUUUUCGUUUAUUAAUAAACAUUCAACUAGAUGGAGAAUUAUAUCUAUUAAAUGAUCGUUUAAUUAUAUUUGGAUCGAAUUUUUUAAUAAUUCGAAUAGCGAUUGCAACAAAUUAUAUUAAUUAUGCAAAUAUAACUGGUGAUGAAAUAAAACUAUCGAAUGAUAUUUUAAAUAAUUGUUUAUUAUAUAAUUAUGAACAAUUAAUUGAACGUCAUUUAAAUGAUUAUCAGUUAUUAUUUAAUCGUGUUCAAUUAAAUCUUGGCGAAACAGAAUUUAUGUUAAAACCAACUGAUCGUCGAAUUGAAUUAUUUUCUCAAAAUCCAAAUUUAGAUCCACAAUUAAUGACAUUAUAUUUUCAAUUUGGUCGAUAUUUAUUAAUAUCAUCAAGUCGUCCAGGUAGUCAACCAGCAACAUUACAAGGAAUAUGGAAUGAUUCAAUGACACCACCGUGGGAUUCAAAAUAUACAAUUAAUAUUAAUAUCCAAAUGAAUUAUUGGCCAGUUGGACCAACAAAUUUAAUUGAAUGUUAUCAACCGUUAUUUGAUCUUAUUCAAGAUAUAUCACAAACAGGACAAUCAACUGCUAAAUUACAUUAUGGGACAACACGAGAGGACAGUUGGGUAUGCCAUCAUAAUACUGAUAUUUGGAGAGGUACAGCACCUGUUGAUGAUGCUAUUUAUGGUACGUGGCCAACAGGCGGAAUAUGGCUUUGUAAAAGUAUUUGGGAUCAUUAUUUAUUUACAAAUGAUAAAGCAACUCUUUUUCGUUAUUAUCCAAUACUUCGUUCAGCAGCACAAUUCUUUUUAGAAACUCUGAUUAAAUCAUCAAACUAUUUAUUAACAAGUCCAUCGAUGUCACCUGAAGUUCCACAUCAUGUUCAAUUGAAUGCUGUUGUUUGUCAAGGACCAACAUUAGAUAUACUUUUAAUAAAAGAUUUAUUUCAUUCAAUUAUUGAAACAUCACGUUUAUUUAAUAUUGAUGUAGAAUUUCGAGAAGAAAUUCAACAAGUAUUUAAUCAAUUAGCACCUCUUCAAAUAGGGAAAUUAGGUCAACUACAAGAAUGGUUUCAAGAUUGGGAUCAAUCAGCUGAUAUUCACAAUAGACAUAUGUCUCAUUUGUAUUGUGUUUUCCCAGGCAAUUCAAUAACAAAUGAUCCAUCGCCAUAUCGUGAUGCAGCUAUAUUUUCAUUAGAUCUUCGAGGAAUAUUUAUUCCUUCGCCAGGAUGGUCAUUAGCAUGGAAAUCUAAUAUUUGGGCACGUUUUCAUCAAGGUUCAAAUGCAUUUAAACUUCUUUGUAUGUUAUUAACUCCAACACAUACAGCACCAAAUUUAUUUGAUUUAAUUGAUGGUCCACCAUUUCAAAUUGAUGCAAAUUUUGGUGCAACAUCAGCUAUUUGUGAAAUUCUACUUCAAAGUCAAAAUAAUAAUAUCGAACUUCUACCGGCAUUACCAAUUGAUAAUUGGCCACAAGGUUUUGUUUGUGGUUUAAGAGCACGAGGAAAUUAUCAAGUUAAUAUUUGGUGGAAUGAUGGAUUAUUAUCACGAGCAGAAAUUAUUCCUUUAUCUAAUAAACAGAUUUGUAAAAUAAUCUAUAAAAAUAAAAAUUUAAUUUUGGAAAAUUUAUUAUUUGGAUGCAAAUAUCAUAUUAAUUCAUUAUUAGAAUUAACGCAUCAAUCAAAUAAUAAAAAAUAA